This is a messenger RNA of Capsella rubella, 710 nucleotides long. RefSeq names its product signal recognition particle 19 kDa protein. Lineage: Eukaryota; Viridiplantae; Streptophyta; Magnoliopsida; Brassicales; Brassicaceae. The transcript has 4 exons. Gene Ontology annotation, molecular function: 7S RNA binding. The record is from RefSeq and is a predicted model, not a curated record. Gene Ontology annotation, cellular component: signal recognition particle, endoplasmic reticulum targeting. Gene Ontology annotation, biological process: SRP-dependent cotranslational protein targeting to membrane, signal sequence recognition; SRP-dependent cotranslational protein targeting to membrane. Bases 116 to 553 code for a protein of 145 amino acids.
UCAAACCGAGAAUUUUUCUCUUUCUCUUCUUCGUUGUUCUUCUCCGGCUAUACGAUUCUCUGAUCCGAGCAGUCUCAGUCCAAAAAGCUUUGAAUUUUCCGAAUCUGAUUCCCUGAUGGAUAGUGGAGCGCUCAAUAUCAAAAAAUGGGUAGUGGUGUAUCCAGUUUAUAUUAACUCAAAGAAAACUGUAGCUGAGGGAAGAAGGAUCAGUGUGAGUCAAGCAUGUGAGAAUCCGAAUUGCAUUGAGAUUAGUGAUUGUUGCAAGCAUUUGAAACUCCCUAGUGCUGUCGAGAUUGACAAAGCGUACCCGCGUGAUUUCAUGCAAGUAGGGAGAGUGAGAGUGCAGUUGAAAAGGGAGGAUGGGACUUUACUCAAUCCAGCUAUUACUUCAAGGAAGCAACUGAUGCAGAAAAUUGCAGAGUUGGUACCAAGACAUCCAGAGAGAGUGAAGAAGCAAGAAUCUCAGAAAGCAAAGAAGCAGGAACCUCAGGCCACGACUUCAACCUCUGGAACUUCUUCAAAGUCAGGCAAAGGUGGCAAGAAGAAGAGAUAAACAAGCCCUCUCGUUCUGUGUCAUUUUUUUUCUCCUCGCAUCAGAUCCUAUGUCUUUUAAUCUCUACAGCUUACUGAGAAGAACACAAAGGUGUUUGCAGGUGUAACAAUGUUUCAAUACAAGAUAGUCUCUUCACGCUAAGUUAUUCUUAGUUUAA